AGCCUUCCGCGCUGCUUCCCUCCACCCUCUCCCCCCCUGUGUGUCCUCCCUGCCUGCAUAUUAAUAGGCCGGGGUAUCUUGCUGCUGAUAAAACGCAGUAGCUCAUCUUGCAGUGUCAAACUGCGCAAGGCAACUCUACUGUCAAGCUAGACAAGGGCUAGAGCUUGUGAGUAAUAUUGUCCAAGCAAGAUGGCUAAGCAAAAGAUUGUUCUCAAGUUGCCGUUGGAUGGCGAGAGGAACAGGAGGAAGGCCUUCAAGGCCGCUGUUGGCAUGGCAGGCGUGACAUCUGCGACGUUGGAGGGGGACAAGAUCAUCAUCCUCGGCGACGGCGUCGACCCGAUUGCACUGACGACGAUGCUCCGGCGUAGCCUAGGCAAAGCUGACCUCCUCAGCAUCUCAUCAGGUGAUGACAAGAAGAAAGAUGGCGGUUACGGCUACGGCUACGGCGGAGAAAAGAAGAAGGACGGCUAUGGCUACGGUGGUCUCGACGGCGGCGGCGGCGGCAAGGACUCCAAGGGUAACGGCGGUUACCAUCAGAAUGCGGUGGCGCCGAUUCCCUACCCCGCGUACCACCAGUACAACGCCAUGCCGUCCUACCCUGCUUACGCAUACGCUCCAUAUCAGCAACAGGAACAGGAUCCCGGUUGCAGCAUAAUGUAAGGUGCCGGGACGACAAGAGCUGGGGGAUUUCAAAAAGGGUUCAGGACGAGCUUAGAAAUCCUGAACUGAUCAAGCGAACUACGAUGAAGCAAGAGAUGGGCUGGCUGCUUGAGCUGCACGUAUAUGUACAUAGCUUGUGGAAUCAUCUGGAAUAGUUGUAUGUAAAUUCAGGUUUCAGUUCAGAUUGUACUAGUGUUGUGGUUUGAGCAAGAUUUGAAAGGGUGGACAGAAUAAAAGUACAUAGAACACUAGCCGUAACAAAAAGUACAUUCAAG
Molecule: messenger RNA, 935 nt
Organism: Hordeum vulgare subsp. vulgare (domesticated barley)
Lineage: Eukaryota; Viridiplantae; Streptophyta; Magnoliopsida; Poales; Poaceae
Exons: 3
Coding region: 190-660 (156 amino acids)
Source: RefSeq, a predicted model, not a curated record